Pestalotiopsis fici W106-1 is the source of this 1161-nucleotide messenger RNA. RefSeq lists its product as uncharacterized. Bases 1 to 1161 code for a protein of 386 amino acids. The record is from RefSeq and is a predicted model, not a curated record. NCBI's taxonomy places the organism in Eukaryota, Fungi, Ascomycota, Sordariomycetes, Amphisphaeriales, Sporocadaceae. The transcript has 3 exons.
AUGGAGUACGUUGACCUCGGAGCCGAGGCAACUCGCAUUUUCCAGGUAUUCACCUUACUGGCACAGGACUCUGAGCAGUCCAAGGCAGUCUUCCACCAGGCAAUCUUGGACACUCUGAAUUCUGUUAAACUGGCAGGCGGGGACAAGUACAGUCGUAUUUGGGUCCUGUACACCAUUGUUACUCCGGCAGCUAAGCGAGCAUUUGGCAUCGAAUCUCCGGCAUACAACGAGACCAAAGAUGUUUGGUACUACCUGGCAUCCAAUCCCUCCGAGAGAUUUGAUGUUGUUGCAAUGAUUGGCACCUUUGGCAUUCCUCGACCUGUGCAGGAGAGUUUCGGCAUCCUGCAAACCAUGACACCUCCACCGGCACCCCAGGCACACACUCCAGCAGCAAGCUUGUCAAGCACUGCUUGGCAAGCUUUUGCAGAUAACCUUGCAUCUGCACCUCGUGAGGCACCUAAUCCAGCAUACCAAAUCCCACUGGCACCAGUCAUUCGAGCAGCACCGGCACCUCAAGCACCUCCUGCUCCUCUGACAUACCCUAGACCUCCUGAUGCUUGGGCAGCUCCUACACCUGUGGCAACGCCUUCUUCCCAGGCACGCCAGGCAGCUCCUGCACCUCCUGCACCUCCUGUUCCGGCAGCUCCUGGUCAGGCACCUCCUAGUCAGGCAGCCUCGGCUCCAGCAAACCAGGCAUCUCAGGCACCCACCGCUGCAACUCAAGCAUCUCAAGCAACUCCUGCUGCAGCAAUUUGCUCAUCCCAGGCAUCCGCAAAUCCUGUCUUGUGUCUGGCACCCAAACCAAAGAGUGACAGCCCUUGCAUUCUGGCAUGGUUCGUUAGUCAUACUGGCAGAGUGCAAGAGUACAUCUACUCGCUGCCUCCUGGCUGCGACUAUGGCUUGCACAUCUGGCCUUGCGUUUUGAGACUCCAGAAGAUUCUGAGUAUCACCAUUUCUGGCGAUGGCAGGCAGAUGAGAUUCAGGACAUACCACAAUCCGCCCAGCCGUGGUCUUAGUCCUGUUAGUGUGGCAUUGGAGGCAGAGCUGGCACUUCUCCGUGCCGAUGAUGUCUACUGGAUGUGGAUUGAGGAGUGCAUUCGGAGAAAUGCCAUCUCUGUGGUACUGGCAAGACUUAUGUUGCAGCUGCUAUGGCAAACAUAG